Nematolebias whitei (Rio pearlfish) is the source of this 2403-nucleotide messenger RNA. It is a transcript of the gene prkd4, whose product is annotated as protein kinase D4. Bases 4 to 2403 code for a protein of 799 amino acids. Gene Ontology annotation, molecular function: ATP binding; protein serine/threonine kinase activity. Gene Ontology annotation, biological process: protein phosphorylation. The transcript has 17 exons. The record is from RefSeq and is a predicted model, not a curated record. Lineage: Eukaryota; Metazoa; Chordata; Actinopteri; Cyprinodontiformes; Rivulidae.
UCCAUGUCUGCAGCAUCUCUCUCCAGUCCGACCACACCGGCCUUAAUCCGGUUCCAGCUGGGCCUGUUUAGAGAGAUGGUUCGAGUCCCACCAGGCAAUCUAAGCUUCCGCCAUGCUCGGAGGCUGGCUGCUGAGGUCAUAGAGCGCAAGGCUCCUGACUGUAGCGUGGUCGGCUCCGGUGAGAAGAUCCUGCUGUUCAGACAUCGACCUGCCUCCGAGCAGCUGCUGCAGCGACUAACAGACGAGGACGAGCUGCAGGACGGGGACCUCAUCGAGGUCAUCAUCGCAGGAUCGGUCUCGGUAGCUGAGGUGAGGAUGCGUCCGCACUCCCUGCUGGUCCAGUCGUACCGGACUCCCACGUUCUGCCACCACUGUGGGGAGAUGCUGUGGGGCCUCGUGCGACAGGGGUUAAAAUGUGAAGGGUGUGGAUUAGACUUCCACAAACGAUGUGCUUUCCUGCUGCCUGACAACUGCAGUCGCGUUCGACGUCAAGUCAGCACCAGCUUCUCUUUGUUCCCGCCACGGCGACCGCCGACCAUCUCACUGUCCAAUCAGGCUGGAGGCAGUCUGGAGGAGAUCAGCAUGUCCAAACCGUCGUCAAGGCCUCCGUCGUGGAACGAGCCUCCGGUCUGGUUGGUCGGGUGUGGAGACCGGAGCAGACCUCAGGUCCCCCACACCUUCCACAUCCACAGCUACACCAAACCCACGGUGUGUCAGCACUGCCACCGGCUGCUCAAGGGCCUCUUCAGACAGGGGCUGCAGUGCUCAGACUGCAGGUUUAACUGCCAUAAGCGCUGUGAGCCGCUGAUCCCCAGAGACUGUCCAGGAGAGAAGAGAGGCAUCAACGGGAACGAAUCCUCUGCAGCUGCUCACAGGUGCCCACAAGAUGCAGAAGACAAUGAGUCUGAGCUCUCAACCCUGGACGUCUCAGACGAUGAGAUGUCCACCGACUGUGACUCGCUGACUGACACCAGCGAGGCGGAGCAACCGAGAGAGCCGAUGAGUCCGUGCUUCAGCAGCAACAUCCCCCUGAUGAGGCUCGUCCAGUCGGUUCAUCACACUAAGAGGAGACCUGGGGGGGUCCUGAGGGAGGGGUGGCUGCUGCACCACACCAACGCCGACACACUGAGAAAACGACAUUAUUGGGUCUUGGACUGGAAGAGCAUCACUCUGUACCAGAACGAGAGCAGCACCAAGUACUACAAGGAGAUCCCUCUGUCAGAGGUGCUGCAGGUCCGAGGCCCCUCCCAGCUCUCUGUGCCCGCGUUGCCAGGCAACAACUCUCACUCCCUUGAGCUGGUGACGGCCUCGCUGGUGUUCUGCGUGCAGGCGGGCUUGGACGGCGCUGUGUGGGAGAGCUCCAUCUAUCAGGCUCUGAUGCCCGUGCAGAGCAGGAGACCUGGAGAGGGGCACCAGGAUCAGGACCGAGACAGAGGCGGCGUGGACAUCAGCGCCUUCUACCAGAUCUUUACAGAUGAGGUUCUGGGUUCAGGACAGUUUGGAGUGGUGUACAAAGGUACUCACAGGAAGACGGGUCGAUCGGUCGCCAUCAAAGUCAUCGACAAGACCCGCUUCCCCACCAAGCAAGAGCGACAGCUGAGGAAUGAAGUGGCCAUUCUGCAGAAUCUGUCCCACCCCGGUGUGGUUCUGCUGGAAGGGAUGUUUGAAACGUCUCGGCACGUUUUCGUCGUCAUGGAGAAGCUCCACGGAGACAUGCUGGAGAUGAUCCUGUCCAGCGAGAAAGGCCGGCUCCCUGAACGCAUCACUCGUUUCCUGCUCAUGCAGAUCCUCGAGGCGUUGCGGUACCUUCACCUGAAACACAUAGCUCACUGCGACCUGAAACCAGAGAACGUCCUGCUGGUCUCCGCGGACCCCUUCCCCCAGGUGAAGCUGUGCGACUUUGGCUUCGCCCGCAUCAUCGGCGAGAAAUCGUUCCGCCGCUCGGUGGUGGGAACGCCAGCCUACCUGGCGCCUGAGGUGAUCAGCAGCAGUGGCUACAACCGCUCCCUGGACAUGUGGUCGGUGGGGGUCAUCAUGUACGUCAGCCUGAGCGGGACGUUCCCCUUCAAUGAGGACGAGGACAUCCGGCAACAGAUCACCAACGCUGCCUUUAUGUACCCACGCCACCCCUGGACCUCCAUCUCCCUGGAAGGUGUGAGUCUGAUCAACAACCUGCUGCAGGUGUCUGUGAGACGCAGGUUCACUGUGGGCAAAGCUCUGGGACACUCCUGGCUACAGGAUUUCCAGCUGUGGUGUGACCUCAGGGAGUUUGAGAGGAGGAUGGGCUGCAGGUACCUGACCCAUCGGACCGAAGAGGACCACUGGACGCAUUACGCUCGGGAAAAGGGACUCUGCCUCCCCCCUCAUCUCUACUGGGACCCCAACAAUGAAGUGGACCUCUGA